Molecule: messenger RNA, 1254 nt
Organism: Cephus cinctus (wheat stem sawfly)
Lineage: Eukaryota; Metazoa; Arthropoda; Insecta; Hymenoptera; Cephidae
Gene: beta4GalT7
Product: beta-1,4-galactosyltransferase 7
Exons: 5
Coding region: 213-1184 (323 amino acids)
Biological process (GO): carbohydrate metabolic process; proteoglycan biosynthetic process
Molecular function (GO): xylosylprotein 4-beta-galactosyltransferase activity
Source: RefSeq, a predicted model, not a curated record
AGUCUCACCCCCCUCCCUGUGACCAGAAAAGAAGAUGCAGCAAUGGCAGAUCUGUUCAGUUGUCAAAAUAAAAUCUCAAGUUUUAUAAAAAUCUGUACUUAUUAUGGCAGUAACAUGACAAUAAUUCGUAUGCAAAAUAAAAAUAUACUAUUGUUCCGGUAAUUUUUUAGUGUAUUCUACUAUUUGGGUAUUUUUAAUGACAUUCAUCAGGAAUGAAAGUAUUUUGGAAGAGUUUAAGACUUAAAUAUAUUUUUAUUUGUAUUUUCAUUACUUUUGGUAUUUCUUGUUUGAUAGGCAUCACUCCGAUCAGCAUUGAUCAAGACAUUUUUUUAGAUGAAUGCAAAUGUGAUGCCAAUGGAACAUCCAACCAUUAUGGAAGUCAUAGAAUAAUGAAUAAUAAGUCAAGGAAAUCGAAACAUCGUCUAGCUAUUCUUGUGCCAUUUAGAGAUCGGUUUGAAGAGUUAUUAAUAUUUGCACCACAUAUGCAAAAGUUCCUUGCUAAACAAGAUUUAGAUUACCACAUAUUUAUAUUGCAUCAGAUUGACAGAUAUAGAUUUAAUAGAGCAUCUCUUAUAAAUGUUGGAUUUUUAGAAGUUAAGAAAGACUUCGAUUAUAUAGCAAUGCAUGAUGUAGAUUUGCUGCCAAUGAAUAAUGAACUGUUAUACAAUUAUCCUGAAAAAGGUCCAUUUCAUGUAUCAUCACCAGAACUACAUCCAAGAUAUCAUUAUCCCACGUUUGUUGGUGGAAUAUUACUUGUAAACAGAGGCCAUUUUACUUUGGUUAAUGGAAUGUCAAACAAGUAUUGGGGAUGGGGAUUAGAAGAUGAUGAAUUUUAUGUUCGGCUUAAAGAAGCAGGCCUAAAAGUAACUAGGCCACAAAAUGUAUCCACUGGAACACAAAAUACUUUCAAACAUAUACAUGAUAGAAGUCAUCGAAAAAGGGAUAUGACUAAAUGCUUUAAUCAGCGUGAAGUCACAAGAAAAAGAGAUCGUCAGACUGGACUCAAUAACGUCUCCUAUAAAUUAACAGGUACUAUUAAAAUGACGAUUGCUGAUACAGCAUUGACUGUUUUAAACAUUUCUCUUAUGUGUGAUAAAUCUAUUACGCCUUGGUGCGAAUGUGAUAAAAUGGAUGGUCCUACAGAAGUAAAACAGAAAGAAAGAAAGAGGAGUGAGUCUAUGUAAAUUAGCCACUAAAUUUCACCUGUAUCCACCAAUAUUGUUUCAAAUACAAUCUAAAGUAUAAACAAGAUAA